Messenger RNA from Rhopalosiphum padi (bird cherry-oat aphid), 3633 nucleotides. RefSeq names its product short stature homeobox protein 2-like. Gene Ontology annotation, cellular component: nucleus. Gene Ontology annotation, biological process: regulation of transcription by RNA polymerase II. The transcript has 5 exons. Lineage: Eukaryota; Metazoa; Arthropoda; Insecta; Hemiptera; Aphididae. The record is from RefSeq and is a predicted model, not a curated record. The coding region runs from base 221 to 1222 and encodes 333 amino acids. Gene Ontology annotation, molecular function: DNA-binding transcription factor activity, RNA polymerase II-specific; sequence-specific double-stranded DNA binding.
UGAUAACGCGUUACCGCUGCCACCGCCGCAUGGACCAGUUGAAGAGACUCGCGUUGUCGUCGCCCGCUCUGCUGCUGCUGCUGCUGCACGCCGCGGUCGCGCCGUUCCCUGUUCAGCACACACCAGUAGUACACGCAGACCGUUGUCGCCGUCGCGCCCUUAGACAUAACGCAUACCGCCGUCGUCGCACUAUAUCUGCUGUCCGGGGCCGCCGCCGUCGAUGGACUCGCGAGCGUCUUCGCUGUCGCCGGUGAUCGACCCGGACGACUCGAGAUCGCCUCCCGCAUCACCUGUACCGCCGCCACCGCCGCCGCCGCCGCCGAUGACGCUCCUGCAGCCGCGCCAAACCGCCGUCGGACACGUUCACGGCCACAUCAACAACAAUAACAACAACAACAAUAACAACAACAACAACAACAACAAUAACAACGAGGACGACGACGACGGAGAUCGGCAAUUGUCCGGCGGCGCGACAUCGAAAUCACCACAUGCACGCGCGCCGCCCUCGCCGUCGGACCAUCACCGGGCGCUGAUCGCCGGAAUCACCGCUGCCGCAGCCGCAGCCGCCGCAGAUUUCAAAGAUCCUAAAGAAGACAGUGUAGAAGACUACCGCCAAACAUUCGAUGGUUCGAAAAACAGUAACAGUAAACAGUUAAAUGGUCCGUCCAAUAAGCAGAGGCGAAGUAGGACCAACUUCACUCUUGAACAGCUCAACGAACUCGAAAGACUUUUUGAUGAAACCCACUACCCCGAUGCAUUUAUGAGAGAAGAGCUUAGUCAGCGUCUUGGUCUCAGCGAAGCCAGAGUACAAGUAUGGUUUCAAAACAGACGGGCCAAAUGCCGAAAACACGAAAGUCAAAUGCAUAAAGGCCUAAUGAUGCACCAAAACGUAUCUACGCCUCUAGAGCCGUGUCGAGUAGCCCCAUACGUGAACGUGCCAAGACUGCCGCAGUUGCAAUUCAAUUCUUCGGCUGCAGCUGCGGCCGCGUUUUCCGCGUUCGAUCCGGCCAUCUUGACGGCCGCACAACAGUUGCAUUAUGCAGUGGCCAUGGGAAGAGGUGUUCUAUGCCCUGCGCCAUAUCCUCCGGGUGGUCUGAGUCUAGCUGCUCUUGCGGCAUUACAUCAAGAUAGACUAUUAACCAAAAAUUCCAGUAUAGCUGAUUUGCGGUUAAAAGCUAAAAAACACGCUGAAGCCAUUAGUAGAGACCAGGAGAUUGUUUAACAUUAGACAUGUCUUUUUUUCAUUGUUUUAUAUUAUAUAUAUAUAUAUAUUAUACUGUCAACAUUUUUUUAUAAUACUUUCAUGUUACUUCGAGAUAUCAUAUUACCGUUCCCCCGGUGAAAAAGGUGACACAAUUAAAAAAAUGCCAAUCAUAUAAGUCUAUUAAUAUGUUACUAAUAAAUAGGGCUGGGAUUUAUACGUAAUAAAAACCAAAAAUAUGUACAUAUAUCUAUAUGUAAUUACAAUAGCCAAAAUAUUUAGUAUAAAAUAAAAAAUAUGUAAUAAGAAAAAUUUUAAAAUAAUAUGUUAACAUGUUAAAUUAAAAUUCAAUUCUAAAUAAUUUUUUAAUAAUACAAUUCAUUGUUUUUAAUUUCUAAUCAAUUUGGUUUAAAAAAUAUAAAGAUAUUUUCACAACCAUCACGCGAACGCAAUUACUAACACCGUUAUAAAUUCGUAAAUUUAUUUUGUCAAAUAAUUGUUGAACAUAAAGUAUAAUCUAAGAUCAUUAAGGUAUGGUUAUCGAACACUGAACAGAAACAGCUAAAAUAAACUAAAAUCAAGUUCCUAAUAUAUAACUGAUACUUUUGUAUAUUUAUAUCCUAUAUGCAUUAUACACUUAUAAUUUACGAGUACCUACUAUUAUCGAAUUAUAAAUAUAUAAUACUACUAAACCACCAACAUUUUCAAAAUUUACGAAAUAAGUAAAAAAAAAAAAUGCAGAAAUUUUACAAAUAAUGUGAAAAUAUCUAUUUAAAACGAAACAUAUUGUAAAACAUGUAAAAUAAAAUAUGUUUUAUUAAAUCACGUGAAAUUAAUUUAUCAUUUGCAAUACUUAAUUUAUCAUGUUUUAGUAAAAAUAUGUAGGUAUUUACAUACAAAUCCCAACCUUACUAAUAAAUAUGUAUGAUUUUAUUGAUUUACCCCAACUCACACAUAACUUCAAAUUUGUCCACCACGGAGUAAUUUUAUUAGUUUUGCUUUAUAGUCAUAUUAUAGUCAUCGUGGCAAAAACAGUAUCAUAGUAAUGUUUAAUGACAAAUGUGCACCAGCCAGAAGGUACCGUCGGUCAAUAAAAACGACACAUUAUGAAUUAUUACCGUUUGUGUUAUAAUUUUUGCUUGAAAAGUGACACAAGUAUUACUUGAAGAGUUACAACAGCAACAAUGAUUUUAGAAGUGUGAAAGAAAUGUGACAUGAUAAUUCAAACUUCAGAGUCUUUCAGCUCUCCCAUUGAAGUUGCACAUCAUAUAUAGUAGGUAUUCAAUAAAAUCUGGUUUACAGAUUCAUAAUAUUAUUCUAUAGAAUGUAAUAAAAUUUAUUGCGAAAAUUACUUAUCUGAAACUUUUAAUAAUUCUUUAACCUUGUUUUUUCAAUAAAAGUUUUAUAGAUUUUUUAAUUUGAGUAUUUUCGAAAAAUGAAUUUUUUUUAAUUGUGUGACCUUUCUAACUGGGUUUCGAUAUUUAUAUGAUAUAGGUACCUAUAGCAUGAAUUAAAAAUAUUUAGUUUUAAAACUUGAAAUUUGAAAUUUAAAAAUUGAAUAUCGUUUCGUAUGAUAAAUAAGUAUGAGUACGGUAACCAAAUACUUAAUAGUAAUUAGUUAUAUUUUUUGUUCUCGUCAUCUUAUAUUAUAAAUACAAUAAUCUAGUCAUUAAAAAAUUAUAGUAUACGCUUUAUAAUAAUGAAAAUUGAACACCUAUUGACCUACCGAUAUACUUGACAGUUGACGAUAAUAAUAACUUUAAUUUAUUAUUUUGUUACAUGUAUAUUAUUAUAUUUUAUUUAUUUAUUAUUAUUGUUUAUUAUUAUGAUACUUUACCUAUGGUCAAUAUGACUUUAUAUACUUACAUUAAAAUUGUAUUACUGUUAUUAUAAUUCAAUUAUAUACUCAAAUAUACAGUGAUUUAAUAAUACGUAUAAAAUAAAUGUAACGCUUUAUAACUAAACAUUCCGAUUUCAAAUUAAUGUUAUAAACUUACAACAAUAAAAUAUUUUAAAUUUCAACUUGUGUUGCUAUAGCUAAAAUUGUCAAAUCGUAUCGAUAUAACAUUGUUUGUAUGUUAGUGCAAUAAUUCAGAUAACUCUAAUACAUUUAAUUUACAAAUAAAACUUAUAAAACUAUAAAUAAAAUUAAAAAUAUUAAGUUAGAUGUAUUAUACACAAGAUUAAAGAUAGUAUAGAUAUAGAGUAACUCAAAUAUUGUAAAUAUAAAAUAUAAGUCCCAUCGGUAUAAUAUUUUUAUUCGUUGAAUCAUCUAAAUAAAUGUACAGCGUUCUCUUGUAAAACAAAAAACUUUUAUGAUUAAGAUUUGUAUACAAAUAUAUUCUAUACUUGUAUGUGUUGUAGAUUAUAAACCUACAGUUGUGGCUGUUUUAAGUAGUAUUAAAAAAUAUAGUAAAAAUGAGGAAGAUUAA